Cordyceps fumosorosea ARSEF 2679 is the source of this 1260-nucleotide messenger RNA. RefSeq names its product ethanolaminephosphotransferase. Bases 1 to 1260 code for a protein of 419 amino acids. Gene Ontology annotation, biological process: phospholipid biosynthetic process. Gene Ontology annotation, cellular component: membrane. Gene Ontology annotation, molecular function: phosphotransferase activity, for other substituted phosphate groups. The transcript has 3 exons. Lineage: Eukaryota; Fungi; Ascomycota; Sordariomycetes; Hypocreales; Cordycipitaceae. The record is from RefSeq and is a predicted model, not a curated record.
AUGGUCUACAUCCGUCACAGCGAGCUCCCGGCGCUCCGCGAGUACAAGUACUCUUCGGUCGACCGUUCGCUCGUCUCCAAGUACAUCCUCAAGCCCUUUUACACAAACUUUGUCAUCCACCUCUUCCCCAUGACAAUGGCCCCCAACAUGAUCACCCUCACCGGAUUCGUCUUCGUCGUCGUCAACUUCCUCACCCUGCUCUGGUACAACCCGACCCUCGACCAGGAUUGCCCGCCCUGGGUCUACUUUAGCUGGGCCAUUGGCCUGUUCCUCUACCAGACUUUUGACGCUGUCGACGGCGCCCAAGCUCGUCGCACCAAGCAAUCCGGUCCCCUCGGUGAACUCUUCGACCACGGCGUCGAUGCUCUCAACACCUCUCUCGAAGUCCUCAUCUUUGCCGCCUCCCAGAACAUGGGUCAGGGUUGGAAGACGGUCGCCACCCUCUUUGCCUCCCUCCUCACCUUUUACGUUCAGACCUGGGACGAGUACCACACCAAGACCCUAACGCUGGGCAUCGUCAACGGCCCCGUCGAGGGCGUCCUCAUCCUCGUCCUCGUUUACGCCCUCACCGGCUUCCUCGGCGGCGCCCACGUCUGGCAGCAGAGUAUGCUGCGCGCCUUUGGAUUGCCCGAUAACAUGGGCAUCCCCAUGUCCAUCUACAACCUUUCCUUUACCGAGUGGUACCUGGUCCAGGGUGCUGUCGUGCUUGUCUUCAACACGGUUGAGUCGUCGCUCAACGUCAUCCGUGCUCGUCGCGCUCGUGGCGAGAAGUCGCGUGGUGCGCUCCUGGGUCUAGGCCCUAUCUUCUCUGUCUGGUUCCUGGUCGUCUCGUAUCUCAAGCUGCAGCCAGUCAUCCUCCGCAACCACCUGGUGCCGUUUGCCAUCUUUGUCGGCCUAAUCAACGCCUAUUCCGUCGGCCGCAUGAUCACCGCCCAUCUCCUCAAGCAGGACUUCCCUUACUACAACGUCCUCGGCGCCCUGCUCAUGAUUGGCGUCGCCGACUCGAUGGGUCCCAUCCUCGCUGAGCGCGUCGGAUUCGGCUGGCCCAGCGCCCUCGGCGAUGGCCCGUACCAGAUUGCCUACGUCUUCUUCAUGCUUGGCACCGCCUUUGGCGUCUACGGCAGCUUUGUCGUCGACGUCAUCGUCACCAUCUGCGACUACCUCGACAUUUGGUGCCUGACCAUCAAGUAUCACCACGUCGACAACGAGGCCACCAAGGCGCCCGAGCCCGCCUGGUCCAAGACGCAGAAGACGCACUAA